Messenger RNA from Truncatella angustata, 626 nucleotides. Its product is annotated as RmlC-like cupin domain-containing protein. The coding region runs from base 95 to 463 and encodes 122 amino acids. The record is from RefSeq and is a predicted model, not a curated record. The transcript has a single exon. Lineage: Eukaryota; Fungi; Ascomycota; Sordariomycetes; Amphisphaeriales; Sporocadaceae.
CUGAGUCUACUUUAUAUUUUCGAACUGCUUGAAAUUCAAUCACCAAAGCCUUCCCUAAAGUGUUGAAACUUCGGUCUCAGCUCUCCCACCAACAAUGGCUACCGCAGCUGUCGCUUUUGCACACCAUCCUAAAGCCCAGACAGAUUUCAAGAUCCCUUUGCUAGCCGGCGACAAUGCUUAUCUCGGAGAUGUGUUCUCAUCGGACAAGGUCAACCCUGAGAAGCCCGUUUCUGCCGGAUUCUACCGGCUGGAAAAGGGGGAGCCAUUGGUGUAUACCUACAAAUACGAUGAAAUGAAGAUAUUUCUGGAAGGCGAUAUGACUAUCUCCGAUGCGACGGGGCAAUCAGUGGUGGCAGGAAAGGGCGAUGUCUUCUUCUUUCCGGCAGGCUCAACAAUAACAUUCACUACGUCAGACUACGGACUGGCCUUCUACUGUGGACAAAGGAAGCACAACGACUUCUAAAGUCGAUUGUACACGCUUGAGCAUGAUAAACAUCGAUGGCCUAAAGACAUAUAGAAUACCCAAUAGUCCCAGCAGAGGUACGACAAAUCUAUAUGAUUAUGAUGAUAGUUUAUAGAAUUCAGUGCAAUGCAUCUGGAAAUAUCACAUUGAGAACAUGGUGGUG